UUCCUCUUGCCAAACAGCUGGCCUCUGCGCUAACUAUUCACCCUCUCUCCGUCGUCAUCAUGGAUGAUUAAGAAUACCUCGAUCCGGACUUGAACGAUACCAUCCUCAGUGGCGAUGUUACACCCGUAAUCGCUAAGACAAGGAACGAAUACUGAGCCCAAGUCGACUGCAGUACAGAGAACGACAAAUUUUGGCCGAAGUCAUGCGCGGCUCGCAAAUUCCGACCAUCGCGGAGGAUGAGAGCUUCCCACGACCAAGCAUGGGAGACGGAAGGCAUACGCCGGACCAAUGUGCGACGACGGAUAGUUCUGAUCUCGAUCCACCUCCAGUUGCGCAUUUCGAGCUGAGCAGCCAGGAGUCCAAGCCGAAGGAAGUCUCUCCGCCACCGAUCGUUGCGCGGCUCGCAGCUGCCGACCAUCGCGGAGGGUGAGAGCUUCCCGCGACAAACAGUGGACACGGAAGACAUACGGGCAAUCAGGCUAUCAGAUCAAAGUGCGACAAUCCGCAGUUCUGAUAUCGGUCCACCCCAGUCACACAUUUUGAGUGAAAUUGCCGAGCCGAUCAAAUUCCAUUAUUGCCAUCUUACGCCUGUCUAUGG
Molecule: messenger RNA, 598 nt
Organism: Zymoseptoria tritici IPO323
Lineage: Eukaryota; Fungi; Ascomycota; Dothideomycetes; Mycosphaerellales; Mycosphaerellaceae
Exons: 1
Coding region: 203-430 (75 amino acids)
Source: RefSeq, a predicted model, not a curated record